Molecule: messenger RNA, 471 nt
Organism: Ailuropoda melanoleuca (giant panda)
Lineage: Eukaryota; Metazoa; Chordata; Mammalia; Carnivora; Ursidae
Gene: SYCE3
Product: synaptonemal complex central element protein 3
Exons: 3
Coding region: 91-357 (88 amino acids)
Biological process (GO): reciprocal meiotic recombination; synaptonemal complex assembly; spermatogenesis
Cellular component (GO): central element
Source: RefSeq, a predicted model, not a curated record
GGCGGGGUGCCGUGCCCAGUUCUGCCGCGCGCGUUGCAGCACAGGUGGGCCGCGGAUCCCCACGCGAGAGCCGGCGGCGCAGGAGACUAGAUGGCUGAUUCUGACCCUGGAGAAAGAAACUAUGACAACAUGCUGAAAAUGCUGUCAGACCUGAAUAAAGACUUGGAAAAGCUACUGGAAGAGAUGGAGAAAAUCUCAGUGCAAGCCACGUGGAUGGCCUACGACAUGGUGGUGAUACGCACCAACCCUGGGCUGGCAGAGUCCAUGCGCCGGCUGGAGGACGCGUUCCUCAACUGCAAGGAGGAGAUGGAGAAGAACUGGCAAGAGCUGCUCAAUGAGACCAAGCGCAAACAGUAGGCCCCCUGCCCACCCACGGCCACCAUGCUGCCGUCUGCUGACGUGGAGAAGGCCCUGCGGCACGGAGCCUUCUCUGCUGGCAGAGCAACAGCGACCGGAAUAUAGAGCUAUAUG